Messenger RNA from Racocetra fulgida, 1893 nucleotides. The record is from the annotation of a GenBank genome assembly. Lineage: Eukaryota; Fungi; Glomeromycota; Glomeromycetes; Diversisporales; Gigasporaceae.
AUGAGUUCCGCUCCCGUAUCUAUGGAGGACCAGCAAAAACUUUUAGAGGAAGCAUUGAAUGUGGUUAAAGUUCAGGCAUUUCAAAUGAAAAAAUGCCUGGUAAGCCAACAACAAACUUAUGGAUGGCUUGAAACAUUGUUCUACGAUGCUAGCAGAAUUGCGGACAUCCAUAUGGCAAUUUUUGAUGCUCUCCGACACCUCACAACAUAUCUAAUGGACGCGCAUACUUCGGGAAGGCAUCAUCUUGCAGAUCUUUAUGAGUUAGUGCAGUACGCAGGAAAUAUUAUUCCACGUUUAUAUCUUAUGAUUACUGUUGGAAGUGCUUACAUGUCACAGAGAGAUGCACCAGGGCAUUCGCGUGAUCGUGAAAAAAGGGAGAUGGAACGAAAAGAAUUAAGGAUUUUAGUCGGAACAAAUUUGGUUCGCCUAAGUCAAUUGGAUGGUGUCGAUUUAGAGCUGUAUCAAAAAAGAGUAUUACCAGCCAUAUUAGAGCAAGUCAUCAAUUGUAAAGAUGUUAUUGCUCAAGAAUAUUUAAUGGAAGUCAUCAUCCAGAUUGUUAUCGCGCUUAUUGAUCGUCUUGCAGCCUAUGCUGCUCGUGAAGCAGAUUCUGAACCACCAGAAGUGGUUAAACAACAGGAAGAGGAGGCUGCUCGUAGGCUAGCUGAAAAAUUGAGAAAGCAAAAAAUUAGUGGAUACAGUGAUGAAAAAGACUAUGAUGACGAUUUGCUGGAAGAGGAACCUCAAGAGGAAUUGAAUAACGAUGACCUUUCGUCAAAUAAAAUAAAAUCUGGUGAAGAACCCACCGUAAAAAAAUUCCGUGGUAUUCCAGAAGAUACUCGCCGUUCUGUUGCACAUGCCAUUGUUUCCUCUAUUCUCAAGAAUGAAACGAUUAUCGAGACUCCUCAUGAAGUCAAUUGUAUACUGGAUCUUUGCAGCGUCCUAACGCGUGAUCAAAAGGAUGCUACUCUUUCAAGUCCAUUUAGUGGGCUUACCGGUGGGAGAAAUACGAGAUCUAGCGGUAUCCCGCCGACGAUGGAUCCAGAAGAAUUUGCAGAAGAGCAAGGAUGGCUUGCAAGGAUAAUUCAUUUAUUCAAAAGUGAUGAUCCAGAUAAUCAAUAUAUGGAUGAUGGUUGGGAGAAAAAAGCGAAUACACUCUUUCGCUUUGUUCACCAGGUCAUCACUGCUCUAUAUAAUAAAGUUGAAUGUUCAGAGUUAUGUUUGCGAUUGUUCCUUCUUGCUGGUCAAAGUGCUGAUGAAUGUGGAUUUGAAGAAAUAUGUUACGAAUUCUUUGUUCAGGCAUUUACCAUUUACGAAGAAUCGAUUUCAGAAUCGCGCAUACAAUUUCAAGCUAUUACGCUCAUUAUUGGUACAUUACAAACUACUAGCGUGUUUGGCCCAGAAAAUUACGAUACUUUGAUCACCAAAUGUGCUCUGCAUGGAAGUAAAUUGCUUAAAAAACCGGAUCAAUGCCGUGCAGUUUAUCUUUCUAGUCACCUGUGGUGGGCUACUGAGGUUGAAGGAAGAAAUAACAGACCAACUGAGGAAUUAUAUCGCGACGGCAAGCGAGUUCUUGAAUGUUUACAAAAAGCCCUUAAGAUUGCAGAUUCUUGUAUGGAUUCUGUGACUAACGUUACUGUUAAAUAUCUCGAUGGCUUGAUUGAUCUUAUUAAUACUAAUCUUACUAAUAUGGAUAGUUCAGACCAACAUCCUCCAACGUCUGCUUCAUCGGCCCUCAUUGAAGCUGAAGGAAACUUAUCAGAAUUUGUUGUAAGACAUUUCAAAUCAACCCUUCAUCAUCUUAAUAUGCGAAAAGAAGCAGUACUUGCUUCUAAAGGGCAAGGUGACAUUUUUCAGCAAAGAUAUGAUGAGAUAAAUACCAAUGUUUCUUUGUGA